UCUCUCUCUUUCUUUCACUCACUUUCAACCCUACUAUUCUCAUCUCUGAAAAGAAAAGAAAAGAAAAGAAAAGGAAAAGGCAAGGAAAGGAAAAAAAGAAAAAUCUAAUCCCUAAUCCAUUGUGUAGGCCUACAACAAUGAAAGCCUUGGCUCUUGAGAGCCAACCAGUCAUGAUGUGAAGGAGACACCACCGCAUCUUCUCCCAAUUAUCUAACUCCUGACAAACUUCUCUUUCUCAAUUGCUCUCAUUGAGGAUGAGUUCAGCGGAGGAGAUGCUGAGAUCCAUGUCUCUCGACUACCUCAACCUUCUAAUCAACGGCCAAGCCUUCAGCGAUGUCAGUUUCAGCGUCGAAGGCCGUCUCGUCCACGCUCACCGCUGCAUCCUCGCUGCUCGCAGUCUCUUUUUCCGCAAGUUCUUCUGCGGACCCGAGUCUCCACCUGGCUCGUCAAGAGUGGCUUCGCCUCGAGGCGGUGUUGCUGCAGGGGGGAUCGUCAUUCCAGUCCAUUCCGUGACCUUCGAGGUGUUCAUGCUGGUGCUCCAGUUCUUGUACAGCGGCCAAGUCUCAAUCAUUCCGCAAAAGCACGAACCACGCCCCAACUGCCCCGACCGCGGCUGCUGGCACACCCAUUGCACCGCUGCCGUCGACCUAGCUCUCGACACCCUCUCCGCCGCUCGCAUCUUUGGUGUUGAGCAACUCGCCUUGCUCACCCAGAAGCAGCUCGCGAGCAUGGUGGAAAAGGCUUCCAUUGAGGACGUGAUGAAGGUUCUAACGGCAUCUCGCAAGCAAGACAUGCACCAACUCUGGACUACAUGCUCCCAUCUCGUCUCCAAAUCCGGUCUCCCACCUGAAGUUCUCGCCAAACAUCUCCCCAUCGACGUUGUCGCUAAGAUCGAAGAGCUCCGGAUCAAGUCCUCCCUCUCCCGCCGUCCCACCUCUUUCAUGGACGUCGUCACCGGGCCUCCUGCCGAGCUCGAGGAUCACCACCACAAGAUCCGGCGCAUGCGUCGCGCCCUCGACUCCUCCGACGUCGAGCUCGUCAAGCUCAUGGUCAUGGGCGAGGGGCUCAACCUCGACGCCGCCUUCGCCCUCCACUACGCCGUCGAGAACUGCAGCCGCGAGGUCGUCAAGGCUUUGCUGGAGCUUGGCGCAGCUGAUGUCAACUGUCCCGCCGGUCCGGCAGGUAAAACACCACUUCACAUCGCCGCAGAGAUGGUUUGCCCAGACAUGGUCGCUGUUCUUCUUGACCACCAUGCCGAUCCCAAUAUCCGCACAGUCGACGGCGUUACCCCUCUCGACAUCCUCCGCAGCCUCACGUCCGAUUUCUUAUUCAAGGGUGCCGUUCCCGGUUUAACACACAUCGAACCGAAUAAACUCCGGCUGUGUCUAGAGCUCGUGCAGUCUGCCGCCAUGGUUCUCUCGCGCGAGGAGGCCAGUGCUGCCGCGGCCGCCGCUGACAAUAGUAACACAGUUGUGCAUCACCAUCUGAAUCCAGAACCAGGCAAUAAUAACAGCAGCAUGGUGAACCUUAGUUUGGAUUCAAGAAUGGUAUACCUGAAUCUUGGAAUGGCUGCUGCUGCUGCUCAAUAUAGGUGCAAGAUGAACGAUGGAAACGAAGAUGACACUAGAAGCAAUCGAUCUCAAGGUAGUGGCACUAUUGGUCCACCAUCCAUGUAUUCUCCUCACGACUACCCAUAGUUUUCUCUUUUAUCUUGUAAGCUCUCCAUCAAUAACUAUUACUGCUGCCACUGCAACUUCUAGCAACCCAACUACUAGUAUUUUAUCCAUUUUAUUCUCUCUCCCUCCUUUUUUUUUUUCCUACUUACGUUAUAGCAGGCUGCGAGCUGAAUAUUCAAAUUAAGGCAGUGGAAAAGGAAGGACUUAGUCGAGGUGAUGA
Dioscorea cayenensis subsp. rotundata (Guinea yam) is the source of this 1896-nucleotide messenger RNA. Its product is annotated as BTB/POZ domain and ankyrin repeat-containing protein NPR5-like. The transcript has 2 exons. Gene Ontology annotation, biological process: plant organ development. The record is from RefSeq and is a predicted model, not a curated record. Bases 255 to 1697 code for a protein of 480 amino acids. Gene Ontology annotation, molecular function: protein binding. NCBI's taxonomy places the organism in Eukaryota, Viridiplantae, Streptophyta, Magnoliopsida, Dioscoreales, Dioscoreaceae.